Pelodiscus sinensis (Chinese soft-shelled turtle) is the source of this 3379-nucleotide messenger RNA. Lineage: Eukaryota; Metazoa; Chordata; Testudines; Trionychidae. The record is from RefSeq and is a predicted model, not a curated record.
CCCCCAGCCAACUUCCCUCUUGCAGCCACUGCACUGACUUCAUCUGGGGAUUUGGGAAACAAGGAUUUCAAUGCCAAGUUUGCUGUUUUGUGGUUCACAAGAGGUGCCAUGAAUUUGUUACCUUUUCAUGUCCUGGUGCAGACAAAGGGCCUGACACAGAUGAUCCCAGAAGCAAACACAAGUUUAAGAUCCACACAUAUGGAAGCCCAACAUUCUGCGACCAUUGUGGAUCAUUGCUAUAUGGACUUCUACAUCAAGGGAUGAAAUGUGACACUUGCGACAUGAAUGUUCACAAACAAUGUGUAAUAAACGUCCCAAGUCUGUGUGGAAUGGAUCACACAGAAAAAAGAGGAAGGAUUUUUCUGAAAGCUGAAGUCACUGGUGACAAACUGCAAGUCACAGUACGAGACGCAAAAAACUUAAUCCCUAUGGAUCCAAAUGGACUUUCAGAUCCAUAUGUGAAGCUGAAACUUAUUCCUGACCCUAAGAAUGAGAGUAAACAAAAAACAAAAACCAUCCGUUCAACUCUAAACCCACAUUGGAAUGAGUCAUUUACAUUUAAAUUGAAACCUACAGAUAAAGAUCGACGGUUAUCUAUAGAAGUUUGGGACUGGGAUCGAACUACUAGAAAUGAUUUCAUGGGAUCUCUCUCAUUUGGGGUGUCAGAGCUUAUGAAAAUGCCAGCGUAUGGAUGGUACAAGUUGCUUAACCAAGAAGAAGGUGAAUACUACAAUGUCCCAAUUCCAGAAGCUGAUGAUGAUGGAAAUGUAGAACUCAGGCAGAAAUUUGAGAAAGCCAAACUUGGGCCAGCUGGUAACAAAGUCAUUACUCCAGUAGAAGACAGAAUUUCCAGCAUACCAUCCAAUAAUCUGGACAGCGUGGAGCUGACAGAUUUCAAUUUUCUCAUGGUGCUUGGGAAAGGAAGCUUUGGAAAGGUGAUGCUGGCAGACAGGAAGGGGACGGAGGAGCUGUAUGCAAUCAAAAUAUUGAAAAAAGAUGUGGUGAUUCAGGAUGAUGAUGUGGAAUGUACCAUGAUUGAGAAACGAGUCCUAGCACUGCAGGAUAAGCCGCCGUUCCUAACACAGCUGCAUUCUUGCUUUCAAACAGUUGAUCGUCUGUACUUUGUUAUGGAGUAUGUGAAUGGUGGUGACCUCAUGUAUCACAUUCAGCAAGUAGGAAAAUUUAAGGAGCCACAGGCAGUGUUUUAUGCAGCUGAGAUUUCAGUGGGUCUAUUCUUUCUCCAUAAAAGAGGAAUUGUUUAUAGGGAUCUGAAAUUAGAUAAUGUGAUGUUGGAUUCAGAAGGACACAUAAAGAUAGCAGAUUUUGGAAUGUGCAAAGAAAAUAUGACAGAUGGAGUAACAACCAGGACCUUCUGUGGCACUCCAGACUACAUUGCACCAGAGAUUAUUGCUUAUCAGCCCUAUGGAAAAUCAGUAGAUUGGUGGGCCUAUGGUGUGCUGUUAUAUGAGAUGCUAGCUGGUCAGCCUCCAUUUGAUGGGGAGGAUGAAGAUGAACUCUUCCAGUCUAUAAUGGAGCAUAAUGUUUCCUAUCCUAAAUCGCUGUCCAAAGAAGCUGUUUCUAUCUGCAAAGGGUUAAUGACAAAGCACCCAGCAAAAAGGCUUGGCUGCGGCACGGAGGGGGAGCGAGAUGUCAGGGAGCAUGCAUUCUUCAGAAGAAUCGACUGGGAAAAACUGGAGAACAGGGAGAUUCAACCACCAUUCAAGCCUAAAGUGUGUGGCAAAGGUGGUGAAAACUUCGACAAAUUCUUUACUCGAGGACAGCCAGUGUUAACACCACCUGAUCAACUGGUCAUUUCUAAUAUAGACCAAACAGAUUUUGAAGGGUUCUCCUAUGUCAACCCACAGUUUGUACACCCUGACUUACAAACUGUACUAUGAAACUGAUAAAUAUGAACAAACCACACAGUGGGAACUGGUCCUCCUUUCCCUAGAAUUUUUAGGCCUUUGCCUUGUUGGUUCCAGUUUGGCCUGAAAAUUGUAGGGUUAAAAAUAUAGGAGGAGGGGUGGAAAAAAGGACAUUUGUUGAGGAUUUGGCUUUGCAACAAAGAGAAGUCAUCUUAGUAGGAUCUUAUGUAAUAUACAGUGCCCAUUUAUUGACCUAGAAGUCACUACUGGCUGUAGAGUACUCUUAUAAAGUUAGCCGUUUUGGUACAUUUUAAUAUAUUUGCAUAAUUUCUAUUGUCCUUUUCCCCCCUCACCUUCAGCACUGGAAAAAGCAUAUUAGAAAGAAUGUAACAGCAUCCAUAGACUGAAAAAAAAAACACCUUAAAAUGGAAGUCUUCAGCCUUUAAAUGUGGAUAGCAUGAAAUGUGGGCAGUAGGCCCUUUUGGUCUUUCUGAGGACUUCUGAUGGAAGGAAAGCACAAGUAACUGAAUGGCAGGAUCAUUGGGGGGAGGGCACUGUAUAAGAUUGUUCAAAACGAGAUGUUUCAGAAUAAUUAAUUUUAGUAAAUGAUGGAGAGGUACUGGGUUUGGGUUUUUUUUUUAAUGAAAUAAAGUCAGACUUCUGGGCUUUGAGACUUAAUAGCACAAAACAGAGACAAAUUUAAACAUUUUCAGUAGCAGCCAGAUAUUUAGGAAUGACGGUAACUAGCACUCAUGAAAAUUUUAGCUCAAGGAUAAAAUUACGUAUUUAAUAAUAAUAAUAAUAAUAAUAUAAAAAUAAUGCUUGUGUUAACUAUAAUCUCUAUGAGAUUAUUCUGUGAUCCGGGGUGCCAUUGUUAGUUAUAUUAAUUUAAGUUACACGACUACUCAAGUUCAUUGUUAGCCAGUUCUUCUAAUAACAAUAUUUUGCUAUAAAAUUUUUGUUAACCAGUGUGUGAAACAGAACUGUAGCUCCUUACAACUCACCCACACUUACUGAUUUAGUAGGCUGCAGAAUAGGGUAGUAGAGGAGAACACUGUGUACAGUAAUUUAAAGAUAGUGUGGAGUUCUGAGUCACUUCCUGCUUUCCCCCAGGUAACACAGGAAAAUUUUAGGGGGAUUUUUUUGUCAAAUUUCCACUUUAAAUAUUGUUUUAAAACUCAUGGAGAAGUGGAAUAUUGGAGCCUCAAGAAAAAGCAGUUAAAUAUUGAUUGGAAGAAGGGAAUUUAAUACAUUUUGCAUCUGCUUCAUGCAAUGAAUUUUGCAUGUUUAAUAAUAACCUUUAAUAAUAAGCAAAUCUAUUAUUGACAUAAUCGUAUCAAGUAUAAAGAGAGUAUUAUUAAAAAUUAAGACAAAAUUGUGCUAUGUUUGUGAAGGUUCUUGUUCUGAAUGAGCAUUAUAAUUUAGAUUUAGCUUAAUGUUUUAUUGUUAAUUUUUUGUUUGGCUUUGUUUUUUAUUUUAGUUUAUGGAUAUGGUCAAUGGGGUAGGAUAUACUA